Molecule: messenger RNA, 1229 nt
Organism: Osmia bicornis bicornis
Lineage: Eukaryota; Metazoa; Arthropoda; Insecta; Hymenoptera; Megachilidae
Exons: 5
Coding region: 54-914 (286 amino acids)
Source: RefSeq, a predicted model, not a curated record
AGCGCGUGUCCGAUCUUUCGAGGAGCCUAUCCCACUUCGAAGGCCUAUAAAAGAUGUCUCAAAGGGGACAGGACGACAGUGGCACGUGUGAAAACGACAUGUCGACGUCGAAAAACAGCUCGUUGUUGCGACUGAACCAGGAUGUUCGCCGUUGCUCUGGCGAUUGGCAGGAUCAGGACACCGAUUCCGAGAUCAGCGAGACUGAUUUCCUGACCAAAGGUGCCUUUUUGUUAACGCCUAGCCACGAGCUCAGUAUCGAGAAAGCGGCGACCAUUUGCGAGAAGAUGAACUUUCGUGGCACAUUCUCUCUGACGAAAACGGCCACGGGUAUACUCUUCAAGUUCAGCAACAUCGACGAUUUUCAGGCGGUCUACAAAAAGGGCUUCCACAAAGUCACCGGGGCACGUUUCUACAAGAAGGUCGCCAUACCAUGCAGACCCGCAAAGACAUUCACUGUCUACGUUUUGGACGUACCCGAAGAAUUACCCGAAGAGGAUAUUAGGCACGCUCUCUACAAGUACCGAUCUAUAGUGGAGGUAACACGCAUGCCUCUUAACACUGGCACUAUUUUGAAAGCGAUCAACGACAAGCUGAAAAGCGACUCUCACAACCAACACGAACCGGCUACCAUUUACACGGGUCCACCCGUUAUAAGGGUUACGUUGGCCAACGUGGAGGAGACCACGAUGCUGCUCAGCCGUGGCUUGGAUUUUUAUGGGGCCACAUAUUUCCCCACCGAAACGCCCUAUCCGGCUGCUCAACCCCUCGGCAAAUACAAAAACAACAGGUGGCUCGAGCUGGCAGCCAUUGGCGCCGGACAAAGAGUCAGGGACCUACUUCCGGUCUUCGACAACGCUGGCUUCAACAAAUUGCCACCUCCGGCCAGCCGUCUGAUAAAACCACAAAAAAACUGACACAUUCCUCGACUUCUUUCAUCCCUCCUUCGACAUUCCACUGGUUUAUCGUGCUUGACGACUUUAAGCUCUAUCCGAGCAGAAACAAAAGCGUUGAAAAUUGAUUUAGGAGGAUCCAGAUGAAAGGAACAGGAAAUCCUGUCUACGGUAACGAAAUCGUGCUGAAGAAAUGCUGUGUCAAUUUGAUGAUUUCGUUUGUUGAAUUAACCGUCAGUAAGCCAGGUAGUAGAAAUUUCAUCCAAAAUUUAUUUUGAACUUUAAUUUUUUUAUAAAUAGAAUACUAUCAAUUAAAAAUAAUUUUUCACAUAAAUCGUG